AUGGCUGACGUCUACAACAUUUCGUCCUCGCCCCCUCCUCGACAUCUGGCAACGUUCGACAUGUCUUCGUCUCCGCCACUUCCCUCGAUUAAGGAUAUUAUCAACAAGAAGGCUCCGGUUUUGUUUGCACGCGGUCGAGAGUCGCCGGUUCCUCAGAAUGCCUCGGCAUCGUUCACAACCGCCUCGGCUCUAUUGAACCAAGCCUCCUCGAAGGACCUGGACGAUGUACGAGCGGUCGCGAAUAUCCACGAUAAAUAUGCUAUCUCGGCGGAUCCGACCCCGAAAACCAAGAAUCCUAAGAAGCGGAAAGUCGCAGCGAAGAAGGUGGAUAAUGGAGAAGCAAAAGUGGCAAAACCUCGAAAGACUGCCGCAAAGAAGGAUGCCGGGGGCGAGUGUGACGAGCCGGUGAAGAAGCUUCGCAAGCCAAGGGCAAAGAAGGCGGAUACUGUCGACGGGCAAGGGGUUGCUGUGAAGGAGCCUAUUUCACGGAAGCCACGAGCUAAGAAGGCCGACAAGGAGACUCUGGCGGAUGAUACCCCCACAGCGAAGCCAACUCGCAAAACCAGGGCCAAAAAACCCGAUAUCAAUCCCCAAUCGAAACUCCCCAAGGGAAAGGUCACAAAACCUCCGGCAACCGGGUCUGGAGAUGGGGCUUUAAAUUUGAAAACCGCAGUGCCCAAAAAAGACACUCUCCAAGACUCUGUAGACUACGGACUUGUGGAGGCCGUCAGGAGAAGGACUGCCUGGACUCCUCCCCCACCAACUGCGCACACUGAGGCCAUAACACCGCUGAGCAUCGACCCAUUUGCUGAUGGCCCGGCGUCGGCUAGUUCGAUUGUGUCAGGAGAAAGGACGAGACGACUCACGGAUUUAAUCGGAAGCUACAGCUUCAUGAAAGCCGAAAACGCCACCAACAGCAAGAAAACAUCGACUGUACAGGCCACCCGAAAGCGCAAGCUCAUGGAACUGGUCAAAACGAGCGUUGCUACCGCUGUGGCUGCGUCUGCGUCCCCCCAAAAAGGGAAAGCACCCAAGAAGAAGGCCAGAACAAUUACAGAACAAGCGACGUCCGCUUAUGCCGAGGCCGAGGACGUGGACGAACUGCCCCAAAUUCCGGCUCCUUUGCUGCAGUACUUUCCACUGCAGACUACGGAGCGAAUAACAUCUGAUGGAUUCGUGAUUCCACAAAAGCCGCGUUCGAAAACCCCUGUCAAAGGGGGGUUAAAAGCCAAGAAAGGGUUAGCGAAGGCGCCAAUUCUGCUAUCUCCCGCAUCGGCUCUGAAAGAAGUCGGCAACCAAGACUUUGUAUUUGGUACAUCGAGUCAGCUUGCACGAGAAGAUUCUCCAACCCUCCUUCGUGACUUGCACGAAGCCAUGCUAGCGUCUAACGAGAUUGACCAUGAUGAUCCUUUGGCAGAUUGCCUCCUAGAGUCCGCACCACAUACAAUUGCGAGUGGUGGAAAGGCUUCUAUUUCGACCAAGCGCAAUCUCUGGUCUGCUGCUUCUCGGGACGCUAGUGGAAAACUAAAAGACAUUGAGAUGGUUGACUUGGCAGACUCGUCUCCCGUGGCCACGAAGAAGGCUCCAGCUUUGGAUAUCUCUGACAUACCUAGCUCCAUACCUAACGAUGAUGACGAAGAGUUCUGGCACGAUGUCGAAGUGUUGAGCCAGAGUAUCUCACAAGAGCCACAGCCCAUCGAAAAUUUUCAAGUCCCUCCAGUCCCUCCACCCGUCGAGGAUGCCAAGAACUCGGGACCUUUACCUACACCACCGCCGACUAGCGUAUCAGAACCUCCGUCUCCCCAGCUAACCAAAGCAGCUGCAUCUAGCAAGUCUCCAAAAGCCAGCCCGCCCUCGCCGAAGCGGAGGACUGCCUCGCCUAAGCGUAAGACUAUCGUAGCCAAGACGAAAGACCUCACCAUGCCCGAUUUUAACGCCUACACGACGGCGCAACUGGCAAAAGACAUUGCAUCUUACAGGUUCAAACCAAUCAAAAGCCGAAGUUCGAUGAUCACUCUGUUGGAGAGGUGCUGGGAAGGGAAGAACAGAGCCGCUCUGGCUAGCUUAAGCACAAACAACAAACCUACCCCGCGGCAGUCGCUGGCCAAAGUAAAUGCGCCAGUGUCGAGCCAAAAGGAAAUAUCUCCAAAACGGGCCCGAGGAAGACCAAGGAGAGAUGGCUCAUCUGCAUCAACAGCGAAAGCCGCAGCAAAGUCCCCUCGGAAAAAAGCCAUGACUACUGUGGAGUUUUUGGAAAUGGACAGUGAUACCCCGUUAUCACAAAUUCGAACGCCAAAGGGGACGCAAAAAAGGACCGAGGAAGUCGAAGAUAUCGUUGAUUCAGAUACACCUACCACGCCAUCGCCUCGCCGUACGCCCGCUCAAAUGAAAAUCAAACCUCUCACCUUGACGAUAACAUCAUCAACUAACGACGAUAGUGUCGAGCUUUCCCCAAUAUCGUCCCAAAAGCUUCUCUUCAAGCAUAUUACCUCGGCGGUUACUGCUGCCCCACGGUCGAAGGAUUCGUCGAAUCCAAGCUGGCACGAGAAGAUUCUUUUGUACGACCCCAUUAUCCUGGAGGACUUGGCGGUUUGGCUGAAUACAGGAGGCUUGGAGAAGGUGGGCUGGGAUGGGGAAGUGGAUCCAAAGGAAGUCAAGAAGUGGUGUGAGAGUAAGAGUAUUUGCUGCUUGUGGAGGGAGAGCUUAAGGAAUGGUUCGAGGAGUCGUUACUGA
Drepanopeziza brunnea f. sp. 'multigermtubi' MB_m1 is the source of this 2733-nucleotide messenger RNA. RefSeq lists its product as uncharacterized. The record is from RefSeq and is a predicted model, not a curated record. Gene Ontology annotation, molecular function: 5'-flap endonuclease activity. Gene Ontology annotation, cellular component: Slx1-Slx4 complex; nucleus. Gene Ontology annotation, biological process: DNA replication; DNA repair. Lineage: Eukaryota; Fungi; Ascomycota; Leotiomycetes; Helotiales; Drepanopezizaceae.